GUCAAAGCAGUGCCAACCUGGGUUCCAUUGAAAAACCAGCUUCUCAACUAAUCCAUCUACCCUGAUAUUUUCUAAGCUUUUAAAACUGGGUAAAUGCAGGGAGCCAUGACUAUAUAGGGGACAAAGAAAGCAUUAAAGAUGAUUUAUUAAAGCACAAUUCUAUUCCGAUCACUUUGAUCUUUAGAAUCCCCUGUUCGUCGUAUCUGGUGGCGGUGAAUUUUAUGCCCAAAUGUCUGCUCUCAGGGAUUAAAUGCACAGAAAGCUUGUCGGCAUAAGCUGACAAAUUUUCUUUAUUUUAGGCUCAGGACAAACGGCGGCAAAUCGAAUCCUUAUCUUUUUCUUUGGCCCCAACUGGAACAGGAGGAAGCCCAAACAACACAAGAUUUGUGCAGUGAUAAGAAAAGAGAGGCCCUCAUUCGGAAUGGUGACAUCAUUAAAAAUUCUGACCGCAGGCCCUACACUCUCUGCUUCGCAACUACUCCAAUUCAUUACUCCUUGCUUACAAUACCAACAAUCCGCUUUACCCAUUCCUGCCCUCUGGCUAAAUCCCACCUCAGAGAAAAAAACCCAAAUCUGCCCCCAAUUCUGCCCCCAAUUCUGUAAAAUUCUUGGGUUUGAUUUCAAAAUCCUUUCAGAGAUGGAAUUUUUGGGUUUAAUAGAGAGUUUAAAUCAUUCCCAGAGAAAUUUUAGCUAUAUUAGUCUUUAGGCUGAAAUUUCUUGAUAUAAGGAUAACAUAUUCAUAGGUUUGAUUUCAAACUCUUCACAGAGAUGAAAUUCUCUUGGAUUUGAUUUCAAACUCUUUACCUGGAUUUGAUGGAGGAAUUUAUAUCAUCUACAGAAUAUUUUUAGUUGUUUAUAGAAAGGACCAGUCUUUCUUUGACAUAAACUAAUAGGUUGUUGGAUUUGAUUUCAAGUCUUUAGAUUGAAACUUCUUCAACAUAAGCUAACAAAUUCUGGAAUUUGAUUUCAAGUCUUUGGACUGAGACUUCUUCGACAUAAACUAACAAAUUUUCUUGAAUUUGAUUUCAAAUCUUUAGAUUAAACAAAUUCUUAGAUUUGAACCUUAGGCUGAAAUUUCUUCUAACACAAGGUAACAAAUUCUUAGAAAGGGAGAACCUCUUGACAUAAGCUGAUAGAUUCUUCUGGCAUUUGAUUUUGAGUCUUCAGACUGAACUUUCUUCCACAUAAACUAACAAAUUCUUAGAUUUGAUUCCAAAAUCCUAGCCUGAAACCUCUUCCUCAUAAGCUAAUAGAUUCCUGGGUCCGAUUUCAAGCUCCUAACAGAUAUGAAUUUCUGCAGAGAGUAAGAAUACACCUAGGGAGUGAAUUCCAAGAGGUGUAAGCAUGGUCCCAGAAAUGGGAUUUUCAGGGGCUUUCACUCCGCCACCGCCUGCGCCAACCCAUGAGGGCGACAGUGCAUUCGAUUCCAAUUUAGUGGUGAUUCUCUCGGCUCUGCUUCUUGCCCUGAUCUGCGCUCUGGGGAUCAACUCUGUUCUGAGAUGCGCCAAUGCGUGCAGAGGGCGAAUGGUUUUUGAAUCAGCCAAUGAGGCAGCAAUCCGCCUGGCUAACACAGGGCUGAGCAGCAAGGCCAUCAGGGGGCUGCCCACCGCAGUCUACACCUCCUCCUCCUCCGCCGCCGCCGCCACAGCAUCCGCUACGCCUGCUGAGCUCAUCAAGGAAUGCCCAAUCUGCCUGUCUGAAUUCUGCCCUGGAGAAAAGCUCAGAGUUUUGCCCAAGUGCAGCCAUCAAUUUCAUGUGGGAUGCCUUGAUCCGUGGCUCACUUCUCAUUCAUCUUGUCCCACCUGUCGACGGGUUCUGCUUGAUGGGACUUCGCCCUCUCUUCGGGUGCACAUUGUUGUUGAUCGUGACCAGGGCCAGGGCCCUGCUGAUUCUCAGGCCAUUUCCUCGCAGUGAUUUUUGGGUUUUGGCUUAGCAGAGUUUGGGCUGAGUGAUAUAUAUAAAUUACAGUUCAUUCAAUGCAUUUGCUUAGGAUAGAUUUCAAGUUUUUAGAGAUCCCUGAUAACACAUCGUGUUUCCUUUCAUGCUAUGUAAAAUUUAGGGCUGUUACUUAUGGGAAUUGAUGUAUAUGAAGGAGCUUUCAGAUGAGAAAUUAUAUAAUCUACCAUUAGAUUGGAGCACUUCUUACUUC
Molecule: messenger RNA, 2149 nt
Organism: Cryptomeria japonica (Japanese cedar)
Lineage: Eukaryota; Viridiplantae; Streptophyta; Pinopsida; Cupressales; Cupressaceae
Product: RING-H2 finger protein ATL74
Exons: 1
Coding region: 1345-1914 (189 amino acids)
Biological process (GO): protein ubiquitination
Molecular function (GO): transferase activity
Source: RefSeq, a predicted model, not a curated record